Messenger RNA from Danaus chrysippus (African queen), 408 nucleotides. Lineage: Eukaryota; Metazoa; Arthropoda; Insecta; Lepidoptera; Nymphalidae. The record is from the annotation of a GenBank genome assembly.
AUGAAAAUGAGAAUUUUGUUACUCUUAGCAGUAGUUGCUAUAGCCAGUUCAGCUCCCCAGAAGCCGGAUAAUCAGGUCAUAGCUAUACUGAAACAGGAAUUCGAUCAGCAGCCUGAUGGAUCUUAUGUAUACAGCUACGAAACCGAAAAUGGCAUUAAAGCUGAAGAGACAGGAACUUUGAAGAAGGCCAGUAGUCCAGAUACCAGUGAUGUUAUUGUAGCUCAGGGUGGAUUUAGUUACACCGCUCCAGAUGGUACUGUGAUAAAUCUGAACUACAUCGCUGACGAUGAGAAUGGUUUUAAGCCUGAGGGUGCCCAUUUACCAACACCUCCUCCGAUUCCACCGGCAAUCCAGAAGGCCUUGGACUACUUGGCUACCCUACCACCUCCACCACCCUCGAGAAAUUAA